GAACGGAUGCUGUGCGCGAGGCGGCCGCCUACUAAGUUCGUUUCAGAAAUAUCCUUUCUUGUGGAGUGCUGAAGCGUGGUGUGAACAUGGAGAAAAUUUGACACAAGAGCAUUGGAAGACAAACUAGCCUACAGCAAAUGCCUGGAAUACAUGUCCCUUUCAUUCAGCUGACUACGUUGGAGGCAAGAGCAUCCUCGCCACGAGGAAGCUAAAACUUAAGGACCUAUGUAAUCGGUUAUCACUGUUUGCCAGAAGAGGGAUAACCUACUGUCGGAUGGACUGAAUCAGAAUUGCAUAUGAUGGACAUGUUUGACUCUCUCUACAGGAUAGUUUACAAAGGCAUCCCGUGAUACGAUUUAAAUGCCUCUGAUUUAGCUUACUCUGCCUGGGAGUGAGAGAAGUGAACAGCUACAUUCAAGCGCAUAGCCCACUUCAGGGACUUUUACAUGAUUUGCCUACUCAAUCCAAGGCUUGAGUGUUGUCUAUAAUUGGGAACGAAAGUUAUCAGAAGCCCACUCUAUCUGGCGAAUUCAGCACUGAACUGUGGAUUGAUAAUGGAUUCCUUUACACGGAUGCGUCUUUAUUUCACCGCAAAUACGCUUGAAAAGAGUUAUUAGAAAUCCGAUAGCGUUACUGAAAUGUUGGUACAUCUUGAUGAGUGGCAAGUAGCAGUAUUGUAGAUUAGCUAACUAAAAUGUACUGUCGCUAUCAAAUUGAAGUGGCCUUGAAUGACCAUCAGCCCCGAAGCAUUGGCUAAUUUUUAUUACAUUUACACAAUGAGAGAUUGUCGGACAGGUAUACGUUUAACUCCAAACAGAUUAUAACUUGAGAAAGAACUGAGGCUCAUAAUAUGGGCAGUCGUGGACGAACUUGUGCUAUGGAGUUGGUAUUGAUUGCCGUUACCUUUUUGUUUUGGGACUCCGUGUGGGCUGACGACAAAAUCAUUUCAGACAGACAUGCGGUCUACUGGAACAGUUCUAACGCCAGGUUUUGGCAUGGGGAAUACACGGUGGCGGUCAGCAUCAACGACUACUUGGAUGUCUACUGCCCGUACUAUGACACCCCACAGCCGCACAGUCGGAUGGAGCGCUACAUCCUCUUCAUGGUCAACCACGACGGCUACGCCACGUGCGAGCACCGCAUGCGCGGCUUCAAGCGCUGGGAGUGCAACCGGCCGCAGAGCCCGGACGGCCCGCUGCGCUUCUCCGAGAAGUUCCAGCUCUUCACGCCCUUCUCGCUGGGCUUCGAGUUCCGCCCGGGACACGAGUACUACUACAUCUCUUCUCCCCAUCCCAACCAUGCAGGGAUGCCUUGUCUAAAGCUGAAGGUGUACGUGAAGCCAACAAAUGGUUCGAGUUACGAGUCUCCCGAGCCCUUCCUGAUUGACGAGGGCCCGAGCUGGAGGGCGCAGGCCCCCCGCCUCCCCCUGGUGCUGGCUCCACUGCUGCUGCUGCUGCUGCUGCUGCCGCCGCUGGCCUCCCUGUGAAGACCUCCAGCCUGUGACCACGCUCACGCUCCCGUACCUGGGGCCCUGGAUGCUCCCGCCGCCCUCUCCCUCCUCCAACUAACUGCCCCCCCAAGACCCUC
Sardina pilchardus (European sardine) is the source of this 1587-nucleotide messenger RNA. It is a transcript of the gene efna2a, whose product is annotated as ephrin-A2a. Bases 851 to 1486 code for a protein of 211 amino acids. The transcript has 4 exons. Gene Ontology annotation, cellular component: plasma membrane. NCBI's taxonomy places the organism in Eukaryota, Metazoa, Chordata, Actinopteri, Clupeiformes, Clupeidae. Gene Ontology annotation, molecular function: ephrin receptor binding. The record is from RefSeq and is a predicted model, not a curated record. Gene Ontology annotation, biological process: ephrin receptor signaling pathway; osteoclast differentiation; axon guidance.